CUCCACCGGCUGGUGCCCUCGUCGCCUUGCCGGGCACCAACGUAACCCUGCCGUGCCCGGAAGGGGAACCGGUCAACCAGACCCUGGUGCGUUGGAAGUUUGAGAAAGAACCGGUCUCUUCCGCCAUCCCUGCAGUGUGGGACACCUCCCAGGCUGCCCUUUUCCUUCCCUUCGUCCAUCCCAACCAGUCGGGCUCUUACAGCUGCUUCGAAGGCAGCCGAGUCCUUCGUAGCCACCGCUUGAUCGUCGAAGAGCCUCCCCAAAUCCCCGACUUCACCUGUUUCCGCAGGAGUUUAGCCAAGGAUAUUCUCUGCGAGUGGAGGACAUUUUCUCCCGUGUUGCCGCGCACCAAAGCUACUCUCUGGAUGCAAAGGUUCACGGGUGGAAACGUCACAGAGCAACUAUGCCGCUACUACAGCCGGUCCCGGAAGUUCUUCUGCCGCGUUCGAGGGCUGAACAACGAGGAACAUGAGCUGCUGCUGGUGUCUGUCUGCGUGGCCAACCUGGCAGGGACGGCGCGGAGCCAUAAAUCCUUCCACACGGAUGUUUUGCGUGAGUGCGCUUGUCUCCACCCAACCCAGGUGCCAUUAGAAGACAAAAGCCCCACAGGG
Notechis scutatus (mainland tiger snake) is the source of this 611-nucleotide messenger RNA. The record is from RefSeq and is a predicted model, not a curated record. NCBI's taxonomy places the organism in Eukaryota, Metazoa, Chordata, Lepidosauria, Squamata, Elapidae.